UGGAGGACUUUGAUUCAUCCGUAGGUAACCGUUUAAUGACGACUUAGAUAAGUAGGUUAGUUGUUUAACAAUUAUUAAGUAUAGAACAAUCCAACCAAAAAUGUUCAAUUUGAACCAAAAAGUUGCUAUAGUAACAGGCGGCGCGCAAGGCAUUGGUUUAGCAAUCGUCAAAGAACUUUUGCGAAAUGGCGCUAAGGGAGUUUCUAUUAUCGACAUAAAUGCAACAGCAGCUAAGAGGGCUGUGAGUGAAAUUCAAGACGAGUUUGGAUUAGGAAAAGUAUUGUUUAUAACGGCCGAUGUGAGCAUUGAAAGUCAAUUCGAAGAUGCCUUCGAGCAAACAAUAUCCACGUUUGAAAAUCUAGAUAUUGUCGUUAAUAAUGCCGGUAUCUCUUGCAACAAGGAUUGGACGAAAGGAAUCUCUGUCAACCUUACGGGAACAGUAAAUGGAACAAUGUUAGGUUUUGAACGAUACUUACCAGAAAACAAAAGCGACAAUGAAGCUAUCAUUUUAAAUGUUGCCUCAAUUUCAGCGCUUUCUUUUAUUCCUGCUGGACCAGUCUACUCAGCGACGAAAGGUGGCGUUGUUGCAUUAACGCGUGCCAUGGGACAGGACGUCCAUUACGUUCGAAAGAGGGUUAAAGUUAUGGCAGUUUGCCCCGGAUUUACUGAUACCGCUUUGGGAAAUGUUAAUAAGGAAGCGUUGUAUAGUGACGAUUACAUGGCCAUCUACGAGUAUUAUUUUAGGAAUAAUGUCACGAUCUUCCAAACAACAGACGAAGUUGCAAGAGCAGCAAUAAAAAUACUAAAAGAAGGUGAAAAUGGAUCGGUAUGGGUCGCAGCCAAUAAGGAACCCCCUUUCGAAAUCGAGCGCUUAACACUUGAGCAAUUGAAGAAGGUGAAGUAAUACCGAUUUGGGCGAACAUACUCGUAUACACAUACUUCUUAGUCAACAUCCAUAUAGAAAAUAAUGUUGAAUAGAGAUUAAUCAUUAUACACUUAAAUUUAGUAUAAAGGCACUGCACGCAAACCUUAAUCAUUCAUACUUAUUCUCCUAAAUAAAUGAUAUAAUAAUGCAA
This is a messenger RNA of Photinus pyralis (common eastern firefly), 1076 nucleotides long. RefSeq names its product 15-hydroxyprostaglandin dehydrogenase [NAD(+)]-like. Gene Ontology annotation, molecular function: oxidoreductase activity, acting on the CH-OH group of donors, NAD or NADP as acceptor. The record is from RefSeq and is a predicted model, not a curated record. The transcript is spliced from 5 exons. Bases 101 to 904 code for a protein of 267 amino acids. Gene Ontology annotation, cellular component: cytoplasm. NCBI's taxonomy places the organism in Eukaryota, Metazoa, Arthropoda, Insecta, Coleoptera, Lampyridae.